AUGGUUUCAAAUAUUGGCCUGAAGGCCCGCUCAAGAUUUUCCGCAAAAGACAGUGUAGAGUAUCUUUGGAACGGCCUAGGCCUCCCAACAGAGUCCUUGAAAUCUCUCAAUAUUAGCGGCGAUGGACCGGGUCUUCCAUCAUCAUUCAAAAUCGCCGAUCUCGCCCAGGCAUCAAUAGGCUUGUCUACUCUUUUAGCAGCCCAGAUACAUGCCCUGCGCAACUCAACCCCAAUUCCUGCUGUGACGGUUUCACGAGAACAUGCAGUCAUCGAGUUCAAAUCCGAAAGACUCUACACCUUAGCUGGCAAAGCAGUAUUCACUGCCUGGGGCCCUAUUGGGGGUCUUCAUAAAUCCGCCGAUGGCUAUGUCAGGGUCCAUGAUGGCUUUCCGAAUCAUAGAGACGGUACAAAGGCGCUGCUUGGAUGUGCGCCUGAUGCAGAUCGCAAGGAGGUUGCAUCUAAGAUUGCCUCUUUGAAUUCACUAGCACUCGAAACAGCCGCUUUUGAAGCCGGGUUGGUAAUUUCUGCUUUGCGAAGUUACUCGGAAUGGGAUUCUCUCCCCCAGGCGCGAGCUGUGUCCGAAUUUCCAAUCACUCUCCGCAAGAUCGGAGAUGCACCAGUUGGGUUACCGCGAAAGAUGCAAACAGGGAAUACCAAGGCUCUACAAGGACUACGGGUUCUUGAAUUUUCUAGAGUGAUUGCAGCCCCGUUAUCUGGAAGGGCUUUGUCAGCGCAUGGCGCCGAUGUUCUCUGGGUGACAAGUCCGAAUUUACCUGAUAUUCCAGUCGUCGAUCGCGACCUCGGUCGUGGGAAACGAACCAUCCAGCUUGAUCUGCUUACACCACAUGGUGAGCAGGAUCUUUCUAGACUUCUAGAGGGCGCCGAUGUCGUUACCCAAGGUUUCCGCCCAGGCAGUCUUAAGUCGCGUGGUCUGUCGUCGAAACUUCUAGCAAGCCGUUUCUCCAAUCGAGGUAUCAUUUGCGCCAAUCUCUCGGCAUACGGGCCUGAUGGUCCCUGGUCUGAUAGACGUGGAUUUGAUUCGCUUGUCCAGACAUGUUCCGGUAUGAAUGUUUCAGAGGCUGAGCAUUACGGGGCUGGGGAGCCUGCACGGCCGAUGCCGUGCCAGGCUCUGGAUCAUGCAGCAGGUUACUUCCUUGCAUCGGGUAUCCAGGCUGCUCUAUACAAGCGAACCGUUGAAGGUGGAUCGUGGGAGGUCGAUGUGUCUCUCGCCGGUGUGAUGAAGUAUCUUAGGUCCCUAGGACAAUUUGAAGGGAGAUCAGGCUUCCAAGCACCGGACUAUAACUUUGUGGCGGAUGUGCCUGUGGAAUACCUGGAGACAAGGGAUACUGGCUUUGGCGAGAUGACUGCUGUGCGCCAUUCAGGUUCCAUUCAGGGAGUCCGAGUGGGAUGGGACAUUAUGCCAAAGCCAUUAGGUUUAGAUGAGAAGAAGUGGCUGUAA
Molecule: messenger RNA, 1458 nt
Organism: Penicillium odoratum
Lineage: Eukaryota; Fungi; Ascomycota; Eurotiomycetes; Eurotiales; Aspergillaceae
Product: CAIB/BAIF family enzyme
Exons: 1
Coding region: 1-1458 (485 amino acids)
Molecular function (GO): catalytic activity
Source: RefSeq, a predicted model, not a curated record